ACUCACACUCCGCCAUUAUUUUGUCCAUCUGAAUCCCCUGUUUUCUCUUUCUCUCUCUUAAAAAAUGCACUCUCUCACCUAGUACAAAUUCAUCACAACAUCACUAAAUUCCGUCACGGUGAUCAUUGUUCUGACAUCUAAUUUUUUUUUUAUGCCAAGACUAAAUGAAAUUCUCUAGUUAAGAAUUCUCUAGAACUAGUAUGAACUAGUAUAGAUAGGUGAUGAAAGUCUCAUUUUGAGACGCGUUCUAUUUAACAUCAAUCUCAUCACAACAUCACUGAAUUCUGUCACGGUUGUCCUGUUUUUAGCACCUGAUUUUUUUUGAUAUAUCCGAGCCAAAGGCUAAAUCUCAGUGGAUCGUGUCAGCAACGUUGUCUGCUUAGACAACUUUAACAUUGGAUUUGGUCGGAAACAAUGGCGGAUUCCGGUAACACACCGUCCACCGGAGGCGGUGUUGGCCUCACCUCGAAGACAUCUAUACUAGGGCAAAAGCUCUACGUCAUCAUCAUCGUCACGGUAAUAAUCGUGACGGUGGUGCUCUUACUGAUUCUGUUCUGUAUCCGACGAAAUUCGAAUGCUAAACGACGUCGUAGGAUGCACAUGAAGCACAGCUCAGGACUGCUGCCGUUGGUUUCCGAACCGAUCAACGAAGAAUCGACUGAGAAAACAUCUAAAUUGAGUGAGUUUGAGAAGGAUGAUGAUGAUGAGAAGGAUGAGAUUAAACCGAUUGUGAAAGUUGUUGAGAGUAAAUUAGGGUUUACUAAUUCUGGUAGUAACGAAUCGGGGACGAGCCGUAGCGACGGUGCUGCGUCGUCGGUAUCGGCAGAGAAUUUGAGUAAUUUAGGGUGGGGGAAGUGGUACGGUUUGAACGAGCUUGAGAUUGCGACGAGUAAUUUUGCGACGGAGAAUGUGAUCGGAGAAGGAGGGUAUGGAAUUGUGUAUAGAGGGGUUGUUCGUGAUGGUACUGUGGUGGCUGUGAAGAAUCUUCUAAACAAUAAGGGCCAGGCAGAGAAGGAAUUUAAAGUAGAGGUUGAAGCAAUUGGAAAAGUAAGGCAUAAAAACCUUGUGGGUCUAAUUGGAUUUUGUGUAGAUGGUGCUAAAAGAUUGCUUGUGUAUGAGUAUGUUGACAAUGGAAAUCUGGAACAAUGGUUGCAUGGCGAUGUUGGACCUAUCAGCCCUUUAACAUGGGAAAUCCGAAUGAGGAUUGCAAUCGGGACCGCAAAAGGCUUGGCAUAUUUACAUGAAGGAUUGGAACCAAAAGUUAUCCACCGCGAUGUUAAAUCAAGCAAUAUUCUCCUAGAUAGAAAAUGGAACGCAAAAGUAUCUGAUUUUGGACUUGCUAAGUUAUUAGGACCUGAAAAAAGCCAUGUCACCACACGCGUAAUGGGCACAUUCGGAUACGUGUCACCCGACUAUGCAAGCACAGGGAUGCUAAAUGAGUGUAGUGAUGUCUACAGUUUUGGAGUUUUACUCAUGGAAAUAGUAACCGGAAGAAGCCCAGUUGAUUAUUCCCGAGAACCGGGAGAGAUGAAUUUGGUUGACUGGUUUAAAGGAAUGGUGGCAAGUCGUCGCGGCGAAGAGUUGCUAGACCCGAAGAUUCAAGUGCCACCACCUUCUAGAGCUUUGAAGCGUGUAUUGCUAGUGUGCCUUCGGUGUAUAGACAUGGAUGCAAAUAAACGCCCAAAAAUGGGCCAAAUCGUACACAUGCUCGAGGCAGAUGAUUUCCCUUUCCGCACAGAACCUCGCCCGCAGAGAGAUAUGGCUACGUUUCGUGCGGGUGAGGAAGCUGGAAGUAAAGCGCCUUCGGUGAAUUAGUUCUCGAGCGCGUUAUCAAAAUUUGUUUGUUCUUUAUCGCUAAAAUGAUUAUAGGUACGCGAAUGCUUUUAAAGAUAAAAUAUUUUGUUCAGAAAGAGCAUUGUAAAUAGAGUGAGUUGUUUGCAGUUGAAAUUAUUUGGUUACUUUUGCUAUAUGUAAACAGAUGUAUGUAAACAAAAAGCACUCAAAUAUUGAACAUGGUAGCUUUUAGAAGAA
Molecule: messenger RNA, 2031 nt
Organism: Helianthus annuus (common sunflower)
Lineage: Eukaryota; Viridiplantae; Streptophyta; Magnoliopsida; Asterales; Asteraceae
Product: probable receptor-like serine/threonine-protein kinase At4g34500
Exons: 7
Coding region: 415-1815 (466 amino acids)
Biological process (GO): protein phosphorylation
Molecular function (GO): ATP binding; protein kinase activity
Source: RefSeq, a predicted model, not a curated record